Molecule: messenger RNA, 1959 nt
Organism: Peromyscus californicus insignis
Lineage: Eukaryota; Metazoa; Chordata; Mammalia; Rodentia; Cricetidae
Gene: Hspb8
Product: heat shock protein family B (small) member 8
Exons: 3
Coding region: 505-1092 (195 amino acids)
Biological process (GO): cellular response to unfolded protein
Cellular component (GO): nucleus; protein folding chaperone complex; cytoplasm
Molecular function (GO): protein homodimerization activity
Source: RefSeq, a predicted model, not a curated record
UUCUUCUCUCAGCGGAUUCUCAGGGGCUGGUUCAUCACCUUUGAAUACUCCUGUGACAGGAGGCGCCUGCAAAACCCGCCCCUCAGCCCCCAGCAGCAAAUAAAUACAAGGCUCCCAGCCCAGAAGCCAGGAGAAGUUUCUAGGCGCGCGUCCCCGAGGUUUAUUAAACUCUUGGCUGUGCUCAAGACCUCAGCGGGCUUUGGCUGGGAGCCUGGGCAGCCUGGGAGGCUGGUGACUUGCUGCUAAGCCUGGUGAGGUGGGACAGACAGAGGCCCUCUGGGGUUCUGCUGGGCCUGCUCGGUGAGUCACGUUUGUGAGCCAGGACCCCAGCUCCAUUCUGGGCAGCGGAUGGUUGGGCUUGUGGCUAACAGAAGAUCAGCAUUUUCUGAAGUGGAGGACUAAACUCUGAAAACCAUCUCAAGCCACAUCACCUUGCUGUGUGACCUUGGGUAGGUGGCUCCGUCUCUCUGAGCCUCUGUUUCCCCUUUGAGCUCAGCAGACACCAUGGCUGAUGGGCAACUGCCUUUCCCGUGCUCCUACCCAAGCCGCUUGCGCAGAGACCCCUUCCGGGACUCACCGCUCUCUUCCCGCCUGCUGGACGAUGGCUUUGGCAUGGACCCCUUCCCAGACGACUUGACAGCCCCUUGGCCUGAGUGGGCGAUGCCUCGGCUCUCCGCCUGGCCUGGAACCCUAAGGUCCGGCAUGGUGCCCCGGGGGCCUACAGCCACAGCCAGGUUUGGAGUGCCUGCUGAGGGCAGGAGCCCCCCACCCUUUCCUGGGGAGCCCUGGAAAGUGUGUGUCAAUGUGCACAGCUUCAAGCCGGAAGAGCUGAUGGUCAAGACCAAGGAUGGAUACGUGGAGGUGUCAGGUAAACAUGAAGAGAAGCAGCAGGAAGGUGGUAUUGUCUCCAAGAACUUCACCAAGAAAAUCCAGCUUCCAGCAGAAGUGGAUCCAGUGACCGUAUUUGCUUCACUUUCCCCAGAGGGCCUGCUCAUCAUCGAAGCUCCCCAAGUCCCUCCUUACUCACCCUUUGGAGAGAGCAGCUUCAACCACGAGCUUCCCCAAGACAACCCAGAAGUCACCUGUUCCUAAGACUUCAGCCUUGGUCCUUCUUCGUUCCUGUCCCCAGUCCCAGGGAAUCUCUGGUUGGAGGGUACAUACACUACUUUAGCAGAACUCAAAUUUAAAGCAACUCAGAUGUUGGGGGAUGGGAGGGAGAAGAGAAGGACCACAGAGUCCCUGGAUAAUGUAGUUAAUAGAUUUCUCCACAGGAUGACACAAUGGGCGAAGCCUUGCUUGGUUGUGUUAGGUCACGGUGUAGGGAGGAUUUUCCUUCAUCUUGUCCGGUUGAAGACACCGCACGGUCUAUAGUUGUGAAACUAGUGAAUGGGGACUGGACGUUUCGUGUUACAUCUUUACCUUGCAGCUCACGCAAGGGUUGCUUUUUCUCUGGGGACCUUCCCAUCACCCAGAUUCCUGCUCUGGCCUCUCCUAAUGUGUGGCUUGGCUGAUGGGGCCCUCUGGCUCCCCCUCAGUGUGUUUCUAAACUCCUUGUCUAGGAGAAGUCAUAGGCAGGUCUUAUAUCCCCGUGUGGGAUUUAUCAGCCACACAAAACAGUGCCUUUUUGCCCCUCACCCAGAUAUAUACCGCAUGACCCCAUGGCUCUCAAAUGAUCACCGCCAAGGACUCUGGGAACCUCUCAGUUGAUUCUCUGGCUAAGGUUCCCCUUUAUUGUGUCCCCUGUGUCCAAGUCAGAUUUUUACAGAGAGCUGUCUCCAAGCAGCUCUAUCAGGAACCAAGCAAAGGCCAGACAGCCUGGCAUGCAGGCUAGUGGUAUCGUGUAUGUGGGGGGAAUGUGUGUGUCUUUGUUGUGUGAAUUGUGCUGUUGUUUAGGGGGAAAAAUAACAGUAAAUAAUAAUAAUAAUAACGAUGAUGCCAAUAAAGGAGCUGAUGUUCUUA